UCCCCAAUUCCCGGAGAAACCCUCAUUGAUAAUCAACAUUCAUUCCAAUCACGAAACCCUACUGCUGCAGUCUCUUGUCAGCACCACGCCACCACCAUGGUCUUGCUGCACUGCCGUCUUCCGUAGCAUCCACCAGCCGCACUGUUGACUAUCGUCUGCCGCACCAGCCACCACCAUUCUCUUCUUUAAGAGCUGCAAAUGGAUUGGUAUUUCAAAAGAGUUGCUUCCGAAUCACAUUUUCCUUCUAGUUCAAGGGAAAGGCGGUGGUGGUGGCACAAAUAACGGAAAGGGGAAGGGCUAGUGCAAGUGCAAGGUAAGUGGAGCGUGGUGCAGAGAUGGCGCAGUACAAUGAGUGGGUGAAGGGCUAAUGUUCGACAGUGAGGGAAGGGGUACAACAAUGGUGGUAGAGUGUAGGGAAACUGGGGAGGGUUUACUUGUUUUUUCCAUACGUAAAAUGAUACCUUUGGCGUUAAUGUUAUCAUGUGUAAAAAAAAAUCUACCAUUAUUUUUAAUGUUAUCACGUGUAAAAAAAUCUACAAUUGGUGUUUAAUAGAUCAGAUUAGUUUGGAUCACGUUUGUGUUCGGAUCAUAUAUAAAUGAGUCAGAAAUCCAUUGACCGAACCUAACUUGUUUAGUCAAGUGAGUGGGUGGAAGAGGAGGAAGAGGAUGGGUUUUUUCGUUUUUUUUUUAAAAACAAGAUAACCUGAUGUAGCAUAUUAAUAGAAAAUAAUCCAAAAGUGGAUUAUUCACAGCGGAAUAGUGAAAUGGUUCCUCUCCCUUGCAUAAUUUAUACAAUUACAGCUCUCCAGCAAUGGUGGCCUUGUCUCGUGUGUACCGUUCCAUUCGUCGCCGUCUUCCAUAUUAUCUCUCACUUUCUCCACCUUCUCUUGUCUCUCCUUCGCCAAACUCUAAUCUGACUUGCAUUCUUUACUCUCAAACCCAUUCUUGUACCCAAUUUACAACCUUUAGGUUCAAUUUUUUAAGCUCUAAUUUAAUUGUUGGGAAGCUUCAUCAGCUCACAUCAUCCCAGAAAUCCUUCUUCUCUGCUUAUUCUACUUUACCCCAAACCCCAAAACUCCCCAAUUCUGGAAAACAAGGUGAUAAUGACAAUGUUGAUCGCUUGUUGAAGUUAAAUAGUAAGAUUGGCACUUCGUGGGUUGACUUGUAUUUGCCGCAAAGAAUUCGACCUUAUGCUAAACUUGCUCGGUUGGAUAGACCCAUUGGUACUUGGUUGCUUGCUUGGCCUUGUAUGUGGUCCAUUACCAUGGCAGCUGAGCCAGGGAAUCUUCCUGAUUUUAAGAUGCUAGUUCUAUUUGGUUGUGGGGCCUUGCUUCUGAGGGGGGCUGGCUGUACAAUUAAUGAUCUCCUUGAUCAGGAUAUUGAUGUAAAGGUGGAACGUACGAAGCUAAGACCCAUUGCUAGUGGUAUUCUAACUCCAUUACAAGGGCUUUCCUUUCUUGGCGUUCAACUUCUAUUGGGUCUUGGGAUUCUCCUUCAGCUUAAUAAUUAUAGCCGCAUUUUGGGAGCUUCAUCCCUGCUUCUGGUCUUCUCUUAUCCCCUCAUGAAGAGGCUGACAUUCUGGCCCCAGGCAUACCUGGGAUUGACCUUUAACUGGGGAGCAUUACUGGGAUGGUCUGCUGUCAGAGGAAGUUUGGACCCUUCUAUUGUCUUACCAUUGUACAUGUCUGGUAUUUUUUGGACUUUGGUCUAUGAUACUAUAUAUGCCCACCAGGAUAAAGAAGAUGAUUUGAAAGUGGGUGUCAAAUCUACGGCCUUGAGGUUUGGGGAUUCAACAACGGAGUGGCUUAGUGGGUUCGGCCUCGCAUGCAUUAGUUCUCUUGCUCUCAGUGGAUUCAAUGCACACUUAGGUUGGCCAUUUUAUGCAUGUUUGGUUGCUGCAUCAGGGCAGAUGGCUUGGCAGAUUUAUACAGUUGACUUCUCAAAUCGUGCAGAUUGCAAUCGCAAGUUCAUUUCAAACAAAUGGUUUGGUGCCCUCAUCUUUAGCGGCGUCCUGUUUGGAAGGCUGACUUCAUAAUCCUAAUACAGAGGUUACAGUUUAGAUCACUCAUUUGCUCUGAAUCGCACAAAGAAGCUGACCCGGCAUCUUGUUGUCUGGAGAAAACUAAUGGAAAAAGUCGAUAGAUGGUCUUGCAUAUGGUAUACAAUUGGUUCUCUGCAGAAUUUUGUGAUUCUCUCCGGGAUUCAUGAGCAGUUCUCAAGCCAGUGCAUACAUCAGGCAGUGCUUCUUUGAGACUAAUGGCUUUGAUCCAAGUGAACAGCGGCGAAUAUAGGAUACCAAUAUAGCGUAACCCAAACACUCAAUUUCUACAUGCAUACGGAAUCAACUACACCGUCAUUUUCUGUGUUAUAUGUUACAUAAUUUAGUAUUGAUUAGGUUUUUAAUCAAAUAACUCAGGCCAUGGCCUAAACAGGCCCGGACUUAGAUUCUCCCCUGCAAAAGUGGGUAAGGACACAAUUUUGUUUCGGCUAUUCCAAGCAUAUUAGCUAAUCUCCCCUUCACUUGGGAUUUGACUGUGUAAAAGCAAAAUUAUUUAUAAUUUAGUUUGUGUUCUGUUAUUUGCUCAAAA
Amaranthus tricolor (Joseph's coat) is the source of this 2588-nucleotide messenger RNA. Its product is annotated as 4-hydroxybenzoate polyprenyltransferase, mitochondrial. The coding region runs from base 812 to 2035 and encodes 407 amino acids. Gene Ontology annotation, biological process: ubiquinone biosynthetic process. The record is from RefSeq and is a predicted model, not a curated record. Gene Ontology annotation, cellular component: mitochondrial inner membrane. The transcript has 12 exons. Gene Ontology annotation, molecular function: prenyltransferase activity. Lineage: Eukaryota; Viridiplantae; Streptophyta; Magnoliopsida; Caryophyllales; Amaranthaceae.